AGCGAAUGAGUUUGUAUCUUGUUCUUUAGAGGCACAAACUUAAUUAACAGUUUUGAAAAACUUUCAAAAAUUUACUAUCUUGCCUUUGGUACAGAAUUUUUGUAAUGGAAAAUAAAUUUUGGCAAAAGUAAAAUUAUCUAAUUCCCGUCUUCCCAUCUUGUUCUACACACCAAAUCAUGUACAACUUGGCCUCUUUGCCAUCGAGUAUUGUCUGACGGACCAUUAAAGUAAAUGAAGCACUAUAGUGGUACAAUUAACACUACUUCCCCAGGUUCCUAUAAAACAUUUUAGAAAAGGUUUAAUCAGUAUAAUAAACAGCUGUGGGUCCCUUACCUAGGAGCACAGUGGCUGAGAUUCAGGGAGCAUCUUCCCCUUUGCAUCCAACUUUUGCAAAUUUUGGACUUCUGUUGAAAUGAUAGAUACUUUUAAGCUUCCUGCAGAAAUUGCUGGAACCCUUAAUGUUUCUGAAACCAAGUGGAAUCGCAUCUUUACUCACGCAGAGCUGCAGAAAUGCUUAGCAUUUGUAGUUGUGUAUUUUUUACCCGAGGAAUUCUUAUACCGAAUAUCACAUAGUUUAGUGCGAUUCCACUUGGUUUCAGAAACAUUAAGGGUUCCAGCAAUUUCUGCAGGAAGCUUAAAAGUAUCUAUCAUUUCAACAGUACUCUUAAAUUUGAAGGCAUCACAAUUUUCGACAGCUUUCAAGACUUUCAGACCGCCCAAAGUCAGAUCGGCUACCGAUGAAUAUCGUGCAGUUAGAAACUUAACGAGGAAAAAACCAAGUGUUUUGUUCAAGAAAAAAUUCGAGACCAAAUCACAGCGAAAAGUACGGCAAGGAUACAUUCUGGCGUCAUUGGUUGCAAUCGUAAUGUCGUUGGCAAGUAAGGCCGCAAGCCUAAAGUUGAAAAAGAUUCCCUUGCCUAUAUUUUUCUCGUAAAAGCUGCUUGGAAAAAUAGGGGGAGCAAUUUCCCCAUAAUAAAAACUGUUACUUAUUAUAAAUUUAAAUUUCAAAAGUGAUAACUGUGAGAGCCCCUUUUUUUCUUCCCAUAACACUACACCCUUGUUUUAUAAACCUGUCGAAUAAUUUUUAGAUUUUAUAAAUAUCAAGGACAUUUUAUAAAUAUUUAUAUGGGGUUAGGGAUGGGGCUCUAAAAAGAUAGUUUGAUCAGUUCUGGAAACCCUGUUAUGAAAAUUCAUUCGUCAUUUGUCAAUUAUAGGUGACUCGAUAUUGUUAAGUUUAUCUAGAUGAUACAUCACUUUUCAAUCAAACAUCGACGCAACACCCUCAUUCUCAUGCCUCGAACAUGCCAACAUAUGCACCUAGUAACGACAAGAAAACCCAUAUUCGUUUUCAUUAGAAAUUAGGUAUUAAGUACUGACCAAGACAUUGUCUCGAUCCAAUUUUUUAUUAAGAAAAAGAGGCCUGAUUUUCAUCAUACGUCAAAAUGCAGCCUCCAUCUGUAUCGCAUGGCUUUAAUUUGACGUCAUAUCGAAAGACAAUUAUAAUGCACACUUAAUCAGUCUCACAUUAGUCUUCGCAUCGAGAGUAUCAAACGAACACGAGUUUUUAUUCGACUAGAAAAUAAUUCUACGAAAGUAGUUGCAGAAUUCACGCAAACAUUUAUUGAGAAAGAAUCAUUUAUACCAAAGACGUUGGCUAUUUGCAAAACCUUAAAAAUGAACACGUUCUGGAAAGUUGUCCAAACAACAGUCACGUUUGGAGUGGUUGGUUACGCCGCCUAUCUUUGGUAUGACAACUGGCGGGAAGAGCAACGAGAGGCUCAACUUCAAGAGGAAGAAGAGGCGAAUGCAGCAGCAGAGGCUGCAGAGAAGAAAGGAAAGGCUUCUUUCUCUAGUCAAGAUGGAGCUGGCAAUCAGGAAAAGAAGAACAACGAAAAGACAGCCAAGGAUUCGACAAAGGCCGCAGGGAAGAGAAACUCGCAGGGCUUUUGCGGGUUUAAAAAAGGCUUUCUUCUUAAAUGAAAGGUAAAAUUUAUUGUUAAUUUUCAUACUGCUUUCAUACUGCAUUCAUACUUUUUAACAGAUAAGACCGCAGCCAUUUCAAGUAAGAACUGCCUCUUUUUUAUUGCAGAUUUCAAAUCAAUUUCGCAUUCUUAUUUUAUAGGCAUAUCAAGAAAAGAAGUUUACAGAUGAAGAAAAAACAUUUAAAAAUAAAAAUUGGCAGCAGGUGGAAUUCCAUAUGAUUUCCUCUAGCAUCUAUCUCCCCUUGUUGUGUAUUUUCGUGAAGCAGAUAGGGCUUCUUGAGGACACAGUGAUGCUCAAUUUUUGGGGCACGCUUUUCUAAAAACAUGGAGAGGGGGCACAAUCCAAUCACUUUUACAAAGUAUAAUCCGUGAUGUCAUGCCCCUAGUUAAAUCGUUUGUUCUGAUCCACCAAGAAGUACAACCCGUGUAUUUACUGGGCAGAAGAACGACAGCUAGUUUUGAAAUGACCGAGGCAUGUAUGGAUCAGUCACUUCAAGACUUCCUGUCGUUCGUCUACCCAGCAAAUAUGCCGAGAGGAACAAAAUAUGCACUUUCAACGCGCCUUGUCGGCAUUCUGUGUCCGAUAGUAGCACAGAAUGCUGCAGGCCCCAUUGCCUUCUAUGGUCCCCCAUUGAAAAGCCUCAUUCAACUUUUAUUCAACAUAGCAAUGUGAUAAUCUUUUUUGAAAGUAGAAAGGGGGACCAACUAGCAGGCCAUCAGAUGUCAUCUCAUUAAAAGGCUGAAAGUUUCACGACAAAUGCAAUAAUGCCAGCUGUACAGACUUAGCAUAUCUUCCUUGUUGUGUUUAUAUGUCCUCUAAUUUAGGCU
Molecule: messenger RNA, 2810 nt
Organism: Rhopilema esculentum
Lineage: Eukaryota; Metazoa; Cnidaria; Scyphozoa; Rhizostomeae; Rhizostomatidae
Source: RefSeq, a predicted model, not a curated record